Diospyros lotus (date-plum) is the source of this 501-nucleotide messenger RNA. RefSeq lists its product as uncharacterized. Lineage: Eukaryota; Viridiplantae; Streptophyta; Magnoliopsida; Ericales; Ebenaceae. Gene Ontology annotation, molecular function: zinc ion binding. The transcript has a single exon. Bases 1 to 501 code for a protein of 166 amino acids. The record is from RefSeq and is a predicted model, not a curated record.
AUGACGACAAACAUUGCAGAAUGCCUCAAUGCAGCUUUGGAGGAUGCACGUAAAUUGCCUAUUCAAUGUUUGAUGGAGUAUAUUAGGAAUAUGCUGCAACAAUGGUUUUAUGAGAGACGGGGUCACGCUAGUAAGAUGGGUAGACAUCUUACCUCUUGGGCUGAAGGAGAAAUAGCUAAAAGAUUUACAUUAUCCCAAUAUUGGCAGUCAGAAUCAAUUGAUAUGUAUAGAUUUAAUGUCAAAGAUGGUAACUCCGGUGGCAUAGUAGACUUGAAGGCGAAAACUUGCACAUGUCGAGUGUUUGAUUCUGACAAAUUUCCAUGUGGACAUGCCCUGGAUGCUGCACGUUCACAAAAUAUUGACCCAUACACUUUGUCGUCUGCAUACUACCAAACAGAGGCUCUGUUGUGUGUCUAUGUCGAUCUGAUUAUGUCGGUGGGCAGUCAGGCCGAUUGGAUCGUACCGGAUGAAAGUGCAUAUGUAACACCCCAAAUUUCUUGA